Anthonomus grandis grandis is the source of this 5436-nucleotide messenger RNA. RefSeq names its product protein daughterless (gene da). NCBI's taxonomy places the organism in Eukaryota, Metazoa, Arthropoda, Insecta, Coleoptera, Curculionidae. Gene Ontology annotation, molecular function: RNA polymerase II cis-regulatory region sequence-specific DNA binding; DNA-binding transcription factor activity, RNA polymerase II-specific; protein dimerization activity. The transcript is spliced from 12 exons. The record is from RefSeq and is a predicted model, not a curated record. Gene Ontology annotation, cellular component: transcription regulator complex. Gene Ontology annotation, biological process: regulation of transcription by RNA polymerase II. The coding region runs from base 36 to 1814 and encodes 592 amino acids.
GCUUGUCAAGUUGUCAGUAGUGUCUAGUGCCCAAAAUGGCUGCCAGCGAUGAUGAGCCUAUGCAACAUUUAUACGAAGUUUUCACGACUUGUUUUAAUAAAAUAGCAAACAAAGCACCAGAAAAACCUGGAUUUCAGAGUCCCUAUGCCUCAAUCGAUAACGGAAUGGCUUACGCCUUAAGCCCCACCGGUCCUGUAUAUCCGGGGGGUCCGGGGGCGAGCCCCACGCAGGCCGCGGGGGAGCCUUUUGCGGCGGACAGCCCCUAUUUUCCAUUUGGAGCGCGACCCGGUAGCCGUCUCAGUCCUGCUAAGGCGAAAGUAGCUGGUGGCGCCGCGGGCCCCACGGGGGCUUUGGCCAGGGGACCUAAAGACGAACCACAACAGCCUGCGGCGGCUACCACGUUAGAUGGGCAACAGUGGACGACGGUGUAUGGCUCGGACGAGUUCACAGACAGUCCUCGGUACACAUCCCCAGGUGCGACUUCGGGGUACUACCUGGCCGAUGGGGCUGCCAACACAGUGGGCGUGGGAGACUGGCCUCCCGCUUACACGAAUACAUAUCAGGCCUAUGAGGCGUAUGGUCUAAUUCCAGAACCGGAUUCAGGAAACCAGCAGGGACUGCCGCCCAUGUCCUCGUUGCGGCCGAACGGAGCACCGGCGACAACUAUAGCAGGUCCCGGGGGACCCCCUAGUGCUUUCGGAGGACCUAAUGGACAUCCAGAUGCUGUAAAAGGAUUAAAUGCUAUUUACCCCACCGAACAAGCGAGCGCGAGUAGCUAUAGCUCAGCUCCGUCAACACCGGUGAGCUCGCCCCCACCACUGGCGCCCACUGCCUGGCUAACCAAUCACAGCACGCCCCACUCCCCCCACUAUACGCAAGCCGUCACUGCGUCCGCGCCACAGAACUUGCACAUGCCCGCUGCCCCAGAAGCGCAACGCCUUGAUGACGCGAUCGGGUUUCUUCGAGAUCACGUUGAGGCUACGCAGGGUGCUCGUAUGGAAGAAAGACUGGACGAUGCCAUAAACGUACUGAGAAAUCAUGCGGAGUCUCAAAUAGGAUUAGGGCAGCUGCCUAACAGUCUUGCCCCACACCAGUUAACGCAUUUGGGUUACGCGGCGGGGCCCCCUUCUGCCUCUGAUCAUCACUUACCUGACCCGGUUAAAGUUGAAAGGCCUACAUACAAUACCAAAAAACGCAAAGAACCUCCAGACAGCGAUACUAAACCCUCUAGCUCAGUAGAAACUAGUUCAGCACCGAAUUCCACCAGCGGACUCACAAAAUCGACAAAGAGAUCGAGGAGAUGUAGCACCAACGAGGAAGAUGAUGGCGAAGACAAUACCAAUAAGGCUGUACGCGAAAAAGAGCGUAGACAAGCAAACAACGUGCGUGAACGUUGUUCCAGCGCUGAUGAGACUGAAGACGGUGAACUAGAUCCAGAUAUUAAAGCGCAAAGGGAAAAAGAAAGGCGGCAGGCGAACAACGCCAGAGAAAGAAUACGUAUCAGGGAUAUAAAUGAAGCCCUUAAAGAAUUGGGAAGGAUGUGUAUGGCGCACCUAAAGACAGAUAAGCCACAAACGAAGUUGGGUAUUUUAAAUAUGGCUGUCGAAGUCAUUAUGACUUUGGAGCAACAAGUUCGCGAACGAAACCUAAAUCCAAAAGCAGCCUGUCUAAAACGACGGGAAGAAGAAAAGGCCGAAGACGGCCCAAAAUUGGGUCCGGUCGGCCCCCACCACAUGCUCUCUGCCCCCCAUUAUCCCACGCUGCCCGGCGCCCCCAAUAACUUGCCACACAACGGCCCAGGGCAGCCACAAUAGCAUUGCUAGUAGCUUCCCCCCGUUUUGUUUUGAUACCUGUAUAUAAAUACUUUCGUACAAAAAAAAAAUAUUUGGAGGCAUCGUUCAUGGUUAUCAUACACAUAGCGUACGUAGUGUGUAGAGAAUGGAGUUAGGUUGGAGAAGGAAUGUCAAGAAUGAUAAUUUAUUUGAAAUGAUAAAUAAUUUGUUGUGCGGCAAUGGGUAAGACUUAACCAAUGCGUCCGAAGAUAGUGAUUGAAAUGCUAUAAGGUCAACUAAAUCAGAUUGCGAGAGCACAUUGCGACUUAAACUGAUUUUCUGGUGAGUUCUUGCUGUUUUCUUCUCCGCUAAAAAAAAACGAUAUUUAUAUAUUUUUUUAAGAAAACGUUUGUGAACGCGAUGCCGCAUCGGCCGGCGUUCUCGCGGUAACAUUUUAAAUGACCCUGUGCUACUUAAUUUUUACAUUUUUUUCACCUAGGUUUAUAUCGUAUUAUUUUUUGACAGCUUUAUUUUUUUAUUGUUCCAUUUAAUUUUGUAAUUUUAAGGCGACCAAUUUAGAUCACAGAAAAUCGUCUCAGUUUAAAGAAUUUUUCUGUAGCCAGGUAUUUUUUAAGCUUUUGGAUCUAUUGAUCUAUAAAGAGGUGGAAAUAAAGCCCUUGUUGUCUAAAUUUAAUUUUUAAUUAAGCAUGAAUAGGAAUAUGUAUGAUUUAUUUUACAAAUGAUUGACAAAAUCCAUUCUUAACACGUUAGCUGUCACGUAAAGCAAUUGUGUCUCACAGGUGACAUAUUUGUUUAAACCAGAUGAACCAACUGUAAUUUAUACUAGGUUCAAAGCAGAUUCAUUUAACUAGCUGUUCACCGUAUCACUAAUUACACACAAAUGAAUAAAAGCAACGGAAAAACACAAGUUUUGUUUUGAAUUAUGCAUGAUUCACAUAGCCACUUUGGUCAACCAGUCCACGCAGUACACACUUGAUUCACAUUCAAAAAAAAAUUGUUAUUAAUUUUUGAGAAGUAACAAAUAUUUGGUCAUCAUUUUUAUACCAUAGAAGUACCAUUUUUUAAAUGGUACUUCUAUGGUAUGAAAAUAAAUUUAUACCAUUUAAAAUUAUCGCUCUCAGCUGUUUCUUGGAAAAUAUUGUCAAUAUCCCGAGAAAAUGUUUACAUGAAAGAAGCCAUUACAAAGAAUGGCAUAAUCUCCUGGUAAAUUGAAUUUUUGCCUACCUAUAAAAAUAAAACGUUGAGAGAAGGCUAGAUCUAUUUUUAUUUUAAGUGUUAUUAACUUCGAAUUGGGUAACGGGCUAGGUUACGUUUAAUAGCGUUCCUUGCUAUAUAUUUUACCUCAUAAAUAGAAGAAUAUGUAUUAAUAUAUGAACUGCUCAGAAUCUCAAUUCGUGUAAGUCACUCAAUGUAAAACGAAAAAAGCAUAUUUUUUUUAAAAGCAUCGCACAACUUCCUAUAACUAUUUUUAUUGAGACAUAAAAUACUGAUAAACAAAAUGGCAACCAAAAAAAUCUUCUUAGACGACCUUUGGAUUUGAAGUUUACACAUUAUUUAUUUAUUAUUGCGAAAUAUAAAAUACGCGAUAAUGUAGCGGAAUAUAAUGCGGUGAAUCAAAUAUUAAUUAAGCUACCUUUUCACUUUUUGACAGAUAGAUGGACUCCUGAAUUUUUAAAAAGUUACGUAAAUCUCAUUAAAACGAAAAUCAUCUUGUGUAGUUUGGUUAUAAAAAUCUGGUUUAUUCUGAGAACAUCCAGUGCUUUUUAUGUGUAACCAAUUAAUUUUUACACGUCAUGGAUUUUUAAUAUUUUAGAAUACAAUCUUCAGGACAUUAAAUAAAUUCCUUUUUCUUCUCCUUUUGACUUAAUGACUUCUAAAUUCGACUUUAGUAUUAAGCAUCGAUGUUAUAUCUUUCUUAGAGUUAAAUUUUAAGAAAACCCUGUAAUACAAAACUAAUUUUCACAGAAAAGUUACUUACAGUAAUUAUCUUCUAAGCCCUCCAUAUGUCCAAUUAAAAUAUGAUAUUUGGUUUAUAAAAAAAUAUAAAGAUACUUUACCCACUUUUAAGUCUUCAUUCCUUUGUAUAGUAAACUAAAAUUAUUAAUAGUAUUUCGUUUAAAAUUCAAAAAGAAUCAUAAAAAGCACAAUAUUAAAUUGUAAUACACCGCCCCUGGGCUUUACUGUCAAAUGCCUAUUGCCAUUAUUUAUAAAGUAAAAUAUAUAGUAACAAAUAUCUUUUAAACUAGACCUUGCUCGUUUGAUAAUGAUUUCGCAUUACGGAGUAAAUAACUUUGAAAUAAAAACAGAUGUAACAUUCGUGAACAAAAAGAUUUAAACAAACAAAAUAUUUAUAUACAAGGUAAUACCUGUUACCUGGUAUAAAAAUGUUUAUUUUCUAAUUCCCCAUAGUUGUUCCCUCUAGCGACGGUUCUAGGAACUUGAAAAUAAUUUCUUUUAAUUUCCCACGGCCAUGAUAUUUUGUUUUUCCACGGGACAUUCGGUAAUACAUCUCGAGAUAAAGCCGAGAACCAUUCUUAGUGGGACACGUGAUACUAUGGCAGUUAAUGUGUUAAAUCCCUCACUUUUUAUUGUACAUUUCACUUAAUUAUUUACUUGUGAUUUACACAAUCAGAACAUCCGUUACAAGGGCUUCCUUACCCUCACUUUAUUAUUUUCCAACGUUUAGAAGAUACGUAGCACAACUUCUAAAACUGAGACAAUUUUUUUUUAACAAUUCACCCAAAAAACUCUUAUAUAUGGUUCGAGACCACCCCAUGUGCCAAACCCACACCCCUUUAAAAUACUCUCUAUUAGUUUUAAUAUGUUACGUUUAAACUUAGACAGCUACUUAAUUUUAUAUAUUAUAAUGAAACGAAAAUCAUCGGUAUUAUGUGUUUGAUCUCCUUUUUAUUUUGCCAUGACAUUUUUUUUAAAUUUCACCGUAGUCUUAAGGCAAGAGUAAUGUGAAGGUAAGCACUGAUCACUGAUACUGAAAUCACAUGAAUAGAUUUAGGUUAUUUUUUUUAUCAAUUAUAUAAUAUAAUAGUUUUUAUUUUGAUUUGAGGACUUAAAAAAAGUGCCAUCUAGAUGUGCAUCGAACUACAUAAUCUAGAACUAAACAGAACAAUUCAAAAAGAUUCCGCCACUUUUGUCUCGAACCAGAUAUAAGUGCACCACGCGCCAGUAUUUUGGUUUACACUUACUUUUUUUUUGUAAAUAGACCUUAACACGUUCAUUCUUUUAAUUAUCAAGGCAAUAUUAUUUAUACAUGUAUGAUUUCUUUGCAAAACCGUAGGUCUUUCCACAUGGAUGUUGCCUAUCGAAAUAGAAAUUUAUUUAUUAGAAAUUUUUAUUUAAUAGAACUCGUUUUUGAAGUUCUUUAUUUUCGUCAUCUCCCUUUUUUUCGUUGAAUUCAGUAUUUACCUCGAAGCGACGAUUUUUGCCGCUUUGAAUAUGGGACAUACCAUGUAUUGUUCAAAACUUGGUUUCUCUCUUAGAAUAUCUGUAGAUUUAAGAGCCUUAAUUUUUUUUAUAUAUAGGAGUAUUUUUUAGGCGAUUUUUCUUAAAUAAUUGUAUUUUUAUUAAUUUUGUUUAUUUUAGUUUCUAGCCAUUUUAUAUUUAUAUAUUAUUAUUAUUAUUAUUA